This is a messenger RNA of Mangifera indica (mango), 3934 nucleotides long. RefSeq names its product protein FAM91A1-like. The coding region runs from base 183 to 3206 and encodes 1007 amino acids. The record is from RefSeq and is a predicted model, not a curated record. Lineage: Eukaryota; Viridiplantae; Streptophyta; Magnoliopsida; Sapindales; Anacardiaceae. The transcript has 11 exons.
GUCAAUAAUGAAAUGGUCAGGCCUGUAAGAAUGAAAAAAUACAGGUUCAGUCAAGCCUGCAAUUCAUCACUUAUAUUUCUUCAUUAACUAGAUCUCAUAGUUGAUUCAAACCCUAAGAGCUGUACCAACAUCAGGCUUCUCGAUCUGCUGUUUUGCGGGAGUGAAUCAAGUGACUGGAGAAAAUGCAGCACAUUCCAAAUACAGUUGAGGAACAGUUGAUUUUGAAAGCUAUCCGGGAAGAAUGUCCGUGGGAGAAUCUCCCAAAAAGACUUCAGUCCUUUCUUACUUCUAAAGAAGAGUGGCACAGAAGGAUCAUUGAACAUUGCAUUAAGAAGAGACUCCAGUGGAAUAAGUGUUUUGCUCGCAGAGUAAGCAAAGAAGGUGAAUAUUAUGAAGACAUGAUGCGUUACUUACGAAGAAAUCUGGCGUUGUUUCCCUAUCACCUUGCGGACUAUGUCUGCCGUGUGAUGAGGUUAUCACCUUUCAGAUAUUACUGUGAUAUGAUCUUUGAAGUUAUGAAAAAUGAACAACCAUAUGACAGUAUACCGAACUUCAGUGCUGCUGAUUCUUUGCGACUUACAGGAAUAGGAAGAAAUGAAUUUAUUGAUAUCAUGAACAAGUGCAGAUCUAAGAAAAUUAUGUGGAAGCUGAACAAGUCAAUUGCCAAAGAAUUGUUACCAACACAACCUGUCGAGUUUACUAUUGAACCGUGGUGGGGAGUUUGUCUUGUCAAUUUUACACUGGAAGAAUUCAAGAAACUCACAGAAGAAGAAAUGGCAACAAUUGAUAAAGUCUGUAAGGAGGAAGCUAAUGCGUUUAUCCUGUUUGAUCCUGACAUCAUUAAGGGUCUUUAUCGUAGGGGAUUGAUCUACUUUGAUGUCUCUGUCUAUCCUGAUGACCGCUUUAAAGUUUCCAGGCUUGAAGGGUUUGUUUCCAACAGAGAACAGUCUUAUGAAGACCCCAUUGAAGAGUUACUGUAUGCAGUUUUUGUUGUUUCAAGCGAGAAUGCCACUGUUGCUGAACUGGCAGCAACAUUACAGGCUGAUCUUUCUCAGCUGCAAGCUGCUGCAUCUUUUGCAUGCCGAUUGGGAUGGGCAAUAAAGGUAAUUGACCCAGCAUCCAUUCUUCAGGAUGCAAGUGUACCUGACCCUCCAAGAGUCAUUCUCAGUGAUGAUGAGGCUUCUCUUGCUAGUAUGGGCUCAGCAAACAUGUCCACUGAUGGUGAUAUUGGUCAACAAGGAGAUGUUACAGGAAUGGAAAGCCAUGGACCACUUUCUGGCCUAGUCCGUGUAGCUUUCAUUGUUGAUGCUAAUAUAACAUCAUAUCUUAUGAUGGGCUCUGUUUCACCAGGCUUGAAAUCUCAUGCUGUAACGCUAUAUGAAGCUGGAAAAUUAGGUCAUGGUAGUAUUGCAGAUCUGUGCAAGGAUCUGAGUACACUAGAGGGAACAAAAUUUGAGGGUGAAUUGCAAGAAUUUGCAAAUCAUGCAUUCAGCCUUCGCUCUGUCUUGGAAUGCCUUCUGUCAGGGGGAGUUUCCACUGAUGCCAGAAUAGAGGAAAAUUGUGACCAGAUGGGCAUGUUAACUUCAAGCACUGAUGAGGCUACUGCUCCAAUGGCUGAUGUCACAUUGACUAACAAAUCAAAUUACCUUGGUAGGAAUGAAGCUGGACAGAGUAACUAUAAUUCCAUGAAUUCUAUGCCUCAUGAUGAAUCUGGUUUGGAUGAUUCUGCACCUGGAAUAACUGGUGAUGAAAUAUCUUCUGCUACUUUAUCAGAGGACGAUAGUUCUUUAAGUAAAGUCUCUAAAUCAGACCCCACUUUCGAGGGUGAUGAGAAGCUGAUACCCAUUGAAGUGUCUGAUGUUGGAAAAGAAGCUUCAAGAAAGAAAAAGAAAUAUCGAGUGGAUAUUCUGCGAUGUGAAAGCUUGGCUUCUCUGGCCCCAGCAACUUUAGAUCGCUUGUUUCUUCGUGACUAUGAUAUGCUUGUGUCCAUGAUUCCUCUUCCUCAUUCCUCUGUUUUUCCUGGACCAAGAGGCCCUAUUCAUUUUGGUCCCCCCUCUCAUUCAUCUCUGACACCAUGGAUGAAAUUAGUACUCUAUUCAACUGUGGCUAGUGGCCCUGUAUCUGUUGUUCUCAUGAAAGGACAAUGUCUAUGUAUGCUUCCUGCCCCGUUGGCUGGUUGUGAGAAAGCCCUUAUAUGGUCAUGGGAUGGUUCUACAAUUGGAGGGCUGGGAGGCAAGUUUGAGGGAAAUUUAGUGAAGGGAGGUAUACUCUUACAUUGUUUAAACUCACUUCUCAAGUAUUCAGCUGUGAUAGUGCAGCCCCUGAGUAGCUACGACCUUGAUGAUUCUGGAAGAGUUGUUACUAUGGAUGUACCAUUGCCCCUAAAGAACUCUGAUGGUUCAAUUGCUCAUAUAGGAAAUGAAUUGGGACUUGGUGAAGGGGAAAGUUUGAAACUGAAUUCUCUGUUAAUUGAUUUGGCAAAUAAGAUAGAAUUGUGGACAGUUGGAUAUAUCCGCCUAUUAAAACUUUUUAGAGAAAGAGAAUCAGAGCACUUUGCACCCGACGAGUAUGAUUGGGUCCCAUUAAGUGUGGAAUUUGGGAUUCCACUUUUUAGUCCAAAAUUAUGCAACAAUAUUUGCAAACGGGUUGUCUCAUCACAAUUACUUCAGGCAGAUUCUCUUGCUGCGCAUCAUGAUGCGAUGCAAGGCCUCAGGAGAAGGUUGCGUGAUGUUUGUGCGGAAUACCAGGCAACAGGUCCUACUGCAACACUUCUCUACCAGAAAGAGCAAUUGAAGGUAUCGUCUCGACGACUCAUGAGCUAUGCUAGUGGAAGAUGGAACCCACUUGUGGAGCCUUCUUCUCCUAUCUCUGGAGCCACGAGCGAGUAUCAAAGAUUAAAACUUGCUAGUCGACAGCGUUGUCGGACUGAAGUCUUGAGCUUUGAUGGUAGCAUUUUGAGAUCUUUUGCUCUGACUCCUGUGUAUGAGGCUGCCGCAAGGCCUGUUGAGGAAACCUCAUCAGUGAGUGUGGUAAAAACUGAACCUGAUGAAGCAAGCAGCCGAGAAGUAACAUUACCUGGUGUUAAUCUUCUUUUUGAUGGUUCAGAGUUGCACCUCUUUGACAUAGGUGCUUGCCUGCAGGCUCGCCAACCAAUUUCCUUAAUAGCAGAGGCCGCAGCAGCCUCUGCAUCUGCUGCUACCAGAUAGGACUUUUUCCAGUCUUCACUUGGAUGUGUAUACAAGAAUUUAGCCAAUACCAACAAAAGUUACUGCCAAUUUGAAAAUUAGUUUCUCAUUUGAAAAUUACUGCCAAUUUGAAAAGGUAAGUGCUUAUCAUAUCCUUCAUGCCACUUCUACUCAAAUUUUGUGUAUAAAGGUAAGUGCUUUGAUUUCUUUUGUGUAGUAGAAAAGUUACUGCCAAUUUGAAAAUUAGUUUCUCAUUUAUGAAGAUCAAAACCAAAUCUCUCUAUGAUAUGGACAACUGACAAGGAAAAUGUUCAGCCAUGGAAAGAUUGCUUAAGGCCUUGUGCUGAGGCCAAAACAUUAUUUCUUUUUAAGGCCGAAAAGUUCAGCCAUGGAAAGAAUGCUUUCAUAUGUCAUGUCUUUAAGACACUGUAGCCCAAUUUUGCUUCUUUUCUUUUGACUCGUGUAAUAUUUUUCCUACACUUAUGGAUGACUCUUUCUGAUCAGGUCGGUACUCACAAUCUUUUCUGCUGUUAAGUGAUUGAUAGUUUGUGGAUAGAUACCAAUAUUGGACAUGGUAUAUGGAAGCAAGGAAUCAUAUUCAUUUUCGCAAAGCAUCUGUACAUGAUGCCUUCUAAAAUACUUCUUGUAACUUUUGGUUUGGUAUUUGUAUGCUAUUUCUCUCCGCUUUCAUUCUAUUUGGAGAAAAUGUGUGUAUCUUUUAUACGACAAUAGAAAUCAGCAUUAUUUCA